AAAUGAAUGAAAAAGACACUCUAAGUUUAUUACACACAAAAAGAGAAAGAAUGGCUCAAAUGCAUUCUUAACAAAGUAAAUUUUCAUUUGCUUAAUCUAGUACGUAAUAAGAUUUUCGAGGUGAAAAGAAAGUAAUUCGUAAGAUCAAAAGGUGUAUAAGAAAUAUCAAAAAUGUUAUAAGACUAUUAAUUUUUGAAUGAAGGAUUCAUUUCUUUAUUGAACUUGUUGGAAGAAGAUUAGGAUGAUAUUAAUUUUGCAUAUUUAUUAUACUAUUGGGGUAUCUUAGAUGAUUUGGUUGAAGUGUUACAUAAUUACAGGCAAUUAACAGAAUUAUAAUUAGUAUAUAUAUUAGAAGAUAUAAGAAUAGAUAGAUUUGACCAAAAUUAUUGCAUUCAUAGUUUAGAGUAAUGAUGCAAGUCAUUAUUUUAUUAAUACAAAGGCCCCUUAGAUAUUAGAAAUUUUAUUAGCAAAUCAUAAUAAUUUGUUAAUUAUUGAACAUGUAAUUAAUUUAAAUAUAUAAAGUGUAUUUUAAUAUUAGGUAAUCUUGAGAAAUAUGAAAUAAAUAAUUAUUUUUUGAAUACAGUAAUCCCAAGACUUAAAAAUUAUUUAUAUAACUUCAAACCUCUUCCAGUAUAAUGUUUGGUGAAUUUUAGUUGGAUGAUCAAGAAUCGUAAUUUGCCAUAAUAGGAUGAAAUUUAGAAAGAAUUAAUUUUACUAUAAAAUGAAGAAAUAUUAUUUGAAGCAAUAUAGUAUUUAGAUACUCUAAAUAUUGAUGCAAAUUUAAUGGGUUAUUUAAUCAUGAAUUUUGAUUUAAUAAAUGAUGUGUCAUAAGAUUAACCUAAAUAAUUACUCAAUUUGAUUUGUUAAAAUUUAAAUAAAGAAAAUGCAAUAAAAGAAAUUACAAAUUUACUUAAUAAAUGUAUGUAAAUGGGUAAACUCAUAAUACUUUAAUUUGCAUUUAAACUUGCUCAAAAUUACAUGAUUUAAUCUGGAUUACCUUAUUUUAAUGAAAUAGUUGAAAAGAAGGUUAUUUAAUUAUUAAUAAUAUUUAAUCAAGAUAUCACAAAACAUCAAGGACUCUUAAGAUCAAUGAUGUAAUAUUUAGAAACAUUUCACAUAAUGUAUCCAGAAAGUAGAUUCUCAGUAGAAUUUUACAAAAGAUUAUUAGACACAAUAUAGAUUAGUCAUUUAAGAUUAUUGUCUAUUGUGAUGACUAGAAAUUUAGAGUUCAUUAAAAAUAUAGCCAAUAUUGGAGUACACAAAAAGAGAUUGUAAGAACUUGCCAAUAAGAGUAAUGAAGCAAAAGAAUUAUUAAAAUAAAUAUAUUUGUGAU
This is a messenger RNA of Paramecium sonneborni, 1333 nucleotides long. The record is from the annotation of a GenBank genome assembly. Lineage: Eukaryota; Ciliophora; Oligohymenophorea; Peniculida; Parameciidae.